AACUGUCAUGUCCACAAUUAAUGGUCAGUGUUAUAGAAUAGACAAAGGUUGUCUGAAACUGCACAGUAUUGGAGUAAUAGCCUUGAAAAAUAUAUGUUGGAUCUGCGCUGGGAUGUGGACUUUCCCCUUGAUAAAUUCAAGGCUUAGAAAAAGGAGCCAUCUCUCGAACAGACACAUACAUCGCUUCUGUCCUGAGAACACAGAGCUAAGCUGUAAAGAAAAGAUUGGAAAGUCAAGGUCAAGAAAAGGUAGAACUUUUAGAUCCACUUGGGUGAGACAGCCUUGAGAAAAAAGUUGCCUGGUUCAAAUGAAGAAAGGACCUAGAACAGGAGCUGGAAAAAAAGGAGGAAGAUGAGAUUUCUUUUACUUCUAGUCUUUUAUCAGUGUGUCAUGGAGAAUGUUGAUAGUAACAGAACUUCAAAUCCCAACUUCAUUUUAAUCAUGGCUGAUGACAUUGGUAUAGGAGACCUGGGAUGCUAUGGGAACAAAACUUUAAGGACUCCCAACAUUGAUAAGUUAGCUAAAGGAGGAGUGAUAUUCACUCAGCAUAUAGCAGCAUCUCCACUCUGUACCCCAAGCAGGGCAGCUUUUUUGACAGGCCGAUACCCAAUCAGAUCAGGAAUGGCUGCAUUGUCACAGAUUGGCGUCUUCUUAUUUUCUGCCUCUUCUGGUGGGCUUCCUUCUGAAGAAAUAACUUUUGCCAAACUUGUGAAGCAGAAGGGUUAUUCUACAGCCUUAAUAGGAAAGUGGCAUCUUGGGAUGAACUGUGACACCAGUGAUGACUUCUGCCACCACCCCCUCAAACAUGGGUUUGAUUACUUCUAUGGGCUCAUAGUGACCAAUCUUAGAGACUGUAAACCAGGGCAAGGCAGUGUAUUUGCCACAGGGAUUCAAACAUUUAUUACCAUGCCAAUUCAGAUCAUCAGCCUCACCCUAAUAACUUUGGAAGUGCUGCAUUUUAUUGGCCUUCUCAGAGUAUCACAAAGAGCCCUAGGUUAUGUCAUUUUGUUAUCUACAAGUUUUUUGGGAAUUUUACUCUUUUUCUUUUAUAAUUUUCGAUAUCUCAAUUGCUUCUUGAUGAGGAACCACCAGAUUGUUCAGCAACCUUUGUCCUACCAAAACCUUACUCAUAGGUUGACAGAAGAAGCUGUGCAGUUUAUAGGAAGGAAUACUGAUACACCAUUUCUUCUUUUCAUGUCCUACCUUCAAGCCCACACUGCUCUAUAUGCAUCAAAAUAUUUCAAAGGAAAGAGUAAACAUGGCUUAUAUGGGGAUGCUGUGGAAGAAAUGGACUGGAGUGUAGGUCAAAUUCUGGAUGCGUUAGAAAAAAGGGAUCUGAGCAACAAGACAGUUGUGUACUUCACAUCAGACCAGGGGGCCCACCUGGAAGAAGUAUCUAAUACUGGAGAAGUUCAUGGAGGAUAUAAUGGAAUAUAUAGAGGCGGAAAGUCUACAAACUGGGAAGGAGGUAUCCGUGUGCCUGGUCUUCUCCACUGGCCUGGGGUGAUACCGCAUGGUGCCCAUAUUCACGAGCCAACAAGUAACAUGGAUAUAUUCCCAACAGUCGUUAACCUUGCAGGGGCACACAUGCCUACAGACAGAAUUAUUGAUGGACAUGAUCUGAUGCCCUUGCUUCAAGGCAAAAUUAUCCAAUCCAAGCAUGAAUUUCUCUUCCAUUACUGUAAUGCAUAUUUAAAUGCAGUACGCUGGCAUCCAGGAAACAGUGAUGCUAUUUGGAAAGCUUUUUUCUUCACUCCAGUCUUUUAUCCUGAAGACUCAAAUGGUUGUUACCAUUCCCAUGUGUGUCAUUGCCAUGGAAGUUAUAUUAGACAUCAUGAUCCACCACUACUCUUUGAUCUCUCCAGGGACCCAGAAGAGAGAAAUCCACUGACGCCAGAAACUGAGAUUCGUUUCUAUGACAUCCUUAAUGUCAUUCAACAAGCAAUAAGCAAUCACACUAAAUCACUGCAUGUAGUUCCUGACCAGUUAUCAUGGGGGAAUAUUUUGUGGAAACCAUGGCUUCAACCGUGUUGCUCUUCUGUCUUUCUCUUCUGUUAUUGUGACCAUGAGUCAAGAGAAUAACUGAACUUGCCAAAGGCAUGAAAACAAUGAAAUACAGAUGCAUGCUUUCUGGAUAAACAAAGCUGCACUUUUAUUUACAAGAAUUGGAACAAGUAUUGUGGGUAGCAAGUCUUUCUUGAACCAGUACAGUAAUUAACUAAUGACAAACCCAGGACUGGUCAGGGUCCUAAUUCAAUUUGACCAUCCUUGGGCCACUCAGCAUCGAUCAAAGCACAGGGAAAUGUCCCUCCCCUGCAACCUAAUACACAACUCCAGUUAACCCUGGGAGAAAGGAGAGGCACACCAUUACUCAAAGCCAGGGCUGCCACCUAUGGUUCAAACCAUGAGAGAAUGUUCCCUUGGCUUGGUCCUUCCAAUCAGCUGAUCAGCAGGACUUAGUGGGGUGAAGGGGGCAUUCCUCUGCAGCUUAACCUGCUCUAGGAAUGCCCAGAAUGGGAAACUUGGGAAUGCCUCCACUCCAUGCAGAACCCUGGGUCACCCUGGCUUCGUGAAUGGGGUGGGAAGCAGAAGUGCUGUGGCUGAAACUAUCCUGAAGCCCCCGGAUAGUUUUUGCCAUCAGAUAUUACCCUCCCUUUCGUCCUCCCCACCCAUCCGCUCUUGCACAGCUCCAGGGUGAUCUGGAGUUGUGACAGAGCUGUGCACUGGAUAGGAGACAAAUGCAUUGCUGAUGGAACUUUCCCAGAGCCCUGGGAUGGUUCAAACUAUGGGAGGAUGUCCUCCUGCCAUACACAACUCCAGGUCACCCUGGGUGUAAUCUGGACCUGAUCACACAGGGGAGCAGAUGCACUUUCAUCUCAGGAGUGCCCCAGAUAGAUCAAGAUAUGAGAUGCUGUCCCUCUGCCCCUUCUUAGCACUAGGUCAGUCUGGUCCUGUGCAAGGGGUGGGAAUCAGAGGUGCUAUGACCGGAACUGUUUUGGAGCCCUGGAACGGUUGGAGAUAUGGGAGAAUGCCCAACAUCCUGUACACAGAUAUGAAGCUGGAGACAUCCUAGGACUCCCUAAGACAAUUCAAAUCAUGAGAGAAAGUGUCCACCCUGAUCCUGCUAAUCAGCUGAUCAGUGGAGAAGGGAAGAGAAAAUAAAGUUGCAGGAUAGGUGAAGGCUUGAUUGAUAAAUUGACAGAUGCAGAAACAUACCAAUAAAGAAAGGUUUUGUAGUAGCAUUGAACACAGGCAGCCAACAUCGCUGUGGCACAAUAAAUGGCUGGCUGAUUGUCCAAUAUAGUUUAUAGUUGACUACACAAUAAACCAGAGCCCCAUUUAACCAGAGAACUAGAUGCUGAUUUUUGAUUUCACCAGUUUGUAUGUGAACAGAUCAGGCAUACUGAAAUGUAGACAUAGGGAGGCAGAAAAAGGAAUAUGUCAUACGAAGCCUUGUGUAGCCAACAAUUAAGCCUAUUUUCCUGCAAUCUGUUGGAUCCUUCCUAGUCCUUCAGUAAGGUCUAUAACAAAAUUAAUUCUUGGGCACUAUCCAGUGCAUGGGUAGCUAGACCUGCCCAUACCAGACAUCAGAACUCCAAACUCAGGCCAUACCAUGAAAGUCUCUUUCCAUCCAUCAGACCAGCUUUUCUGUUAACAGAAGGAACUGCAUGAGAAUCAGAGAGUCUUGCUUUAAGUAUUUGCUUUGAAAGCCCCCAACAGGGUCUGCAGUUUUCUGAGAAGUCUAAAUAGAUUGGAGUUUGGGAGUUCGAAUUCCCCAAAAGCCAAUUGGAUGUUGGCCUAAGGACAUCUGUAGCACUUCAGGCCUAAUUUUAUUACCAGUGUUUACUCUGCACCUUAUCAUGCACAUUUUCUUUCUGUGCUACAGUGUGGCAAACUAUUUGUAUUAGCAGCUUGUACAAACAAGAAAACAUAUCAACAAUCUAUUAAAAUAAUUUGAUGCCUGAUAAUAUAAGGUGACUUCCUCCUUGUCAGAAAACACUAGUUAAAGACUGCAUGUCCAACAGCAUAAUGCAAUAGAGGAUGUUGGAUGGUAUUAGCAAGUUACUAAUGCAAAAAAUGAUCUUUGCUGGUAUUAACAUUAAAAAACUGCUCUUGGGUGGUGACGCAGUUCUUUGGAGCCACUUGUCAUAUGAAUGCUCAUUGUGAUGUGUAGUGUAGCUUUCUGCCUAUUUAACCUGAUGCACUGGAGUGUAAGGUUUCUUAAAUUCAUCUAUAUCUUACCCUCUUCCUUGGCCACUAUGAUGCCAUAUUUCUGUAUUACCUAUUUUGGAAGCUUUGCCUCAAAUGUAUUAUUUUUCAUCAUUCAUCUAAAUGUUGUGCCAUGUAUCCUAUCUGAAAGUUGAAGAUAACAAAGCAAGAUCCUGUGCAUAGUGACAAGGUAAGUCAGGUCACAUGACUCCCUGCUAACCAGUAUGAGUUAUUUGUAUUACAGCUGAAAAGCCAUGUGAUAUCCAUUCAGCUUGGUUUCCUGUCUACUUUAUUUUAUCCCCAAAAUAUACAUUAAAUUUAGCAACAAAAGAAUCUGCACUUGUUGUACUACAAGUAGUUUUGUGGUCAUCUACAUGGAUUUUUGAAUCAUGGAUUUUUUGUAAUGCAUAUAUUUUUUGCUUACUAUAUAGCAAUGAUUCGUUUGAAUCUGUCUGUAACUUCUUUUCUUCCAGCAGCUGCUUGGCUGUGAGCUUAAUAUGUCCCUCAGUGGAUGCUCUUAAUGAUAUCCACAUCCUUCUCUUUUCCUCUGGAAGUUGCUUUCUUUUCUUCACGAGGCUGGAAUGGGAGUUCUUUGUCAGAGGAAGCAACUAGUAUGUGUUUCCUGAUUAAGACUCUAAGGGAGAUAAUUCUUCCACUUACCUCUCUGGUGUCUUUUCUCAGCAGACCUUAUCUCUUAGUUGUCCUUCUGAUCUUUUUUUCUGGAAGAUACAUACCCCUUAAAUACUUCCUAACCUAUUCUUCCCUUCUUCACAAUCCACAGCUCUUUGAACACCAGAGCUAUUCUGCUUUUUGUCACUUAGAAGGUAAAAAUCUUGACAUACAAACUCAGUUUUCCUGGGCUUUACUAUGCCAUUAACCUUCUAUUUAUUAUUGUCUAUGGCCUAGUGAGAAUGCGUGAGUUAAUGGUACAUUAUAAAAUCAAGGAAAUAUUACAAAUAGAUAAAUCUGGACAGUACAGUGUAUUUCUUGUUUCUGGCACAAAUAUAUUUACAAAAAUCUGAUGUAACACCACUUUUAACAUUUUGACAUUGCAAAUAAAAUCUGAAAUCUAUUUAAUGUUACAAUUGUUGCUUCAAUAAAGAUUUUAUUUAAUGUAAUACCAUAUUUUUCAGCACUUCUGCUAGAUGUGUUUUUGUUUGGUAUAUAAAAGAAAAUGAUCCCUUCUUCUGCAUUACAAAUGUACUAUAUCUUUCAGUUCUGUAUCUUCUAUUUUGAAUCUCAUAUGUCAGACUGUGAUAAUUAAAAUAUGUUUGUUUAUACACAGGAUAAAAAGAGAAGCACAAUGUACCAUUUUGUAUUAUUGCAUUUUCUGCCCUAACAAAGAAAAGUUUGUUUUUCACAGAGGGUGGCUAAGUCAUAAAUCCUAUUUAUUAACAAGAAAUGUGCUUUUGAUAUGUAUUGAGACUGCUGUUUUCAUCUCUGUAUGUUAAUUAUCCUCUGCCUAUACAAAUAAUUUAACAUGGUAACAUGUUUGCAGUUUAGGUCAAUUUAACUGGGUGUUUAGCUUCAGAGGAAAGCUGAUCUUUUGGUUAAUAUACUAUCAAACAUUCCUAGGUCCAUGUCUUCUUCCAUGCUAGACUCCCUGUGUGACCUUGUGAAAGUCAGGAUGAGAUCUACAGAGGUGUGGUGAUGCCAUGUGACACUGCUCCUCUAGAUUGGUGCCAAGUUGCAAAAGAGGAAUUCACAAACCUGAGUCUUGAGAAGGCAAAGCAUUGUCAUGCAGAGACACUCUGAGUUAUCUCUGCACAAGUCAGAGUGAAUCCUUUUCUGGGAUGUUGUGAUGAUAAAUACAUUAAAGACUUUAGGAUGUAGUGUUAUUGCAGGCCCUAUAAGUACCUAAAAUCAGAUACUUGGAGCUGAACAUUUUAUAUUACCCUAUAAUAAUUGGUUUCUAAUAACAAAGGAAACCCUAAGACAUCUACAUAGCAGAAAGCCAAUCUUCUUCCUGAGUGCUGAGUAACAUCCAAGCUAAAGGCUGGAUCCUGCACAUCCUGAACUUCAGGUUCUACUAUAUAUGGUUAUUAUUUAGUGCAUGUGGGUUCAGGGCCUAAAUAUGAGAUAACAGGUGGCUAAGAAGAGAAGCAUUGGGGCGUUCAGAGGAAGAUAUUAAUGUGGUAUUUUGAAGUAUUUUUAAUCUCAAUU
Alligator sinensis (Chinese alligator) is the source of this 6372-nucleotide messenger RNA. RefSeq names its product steroid sulfatase (gene STS). Lineage: Eukaryota; Metazoa; Chordata; Crocodylia; Alligatoridae. The coding region runs from base 352 to 2082 and encodes 576 amino acids. The record is from RefSeq and is a predicted model, not a curated record. The transcript is spliced from 11 exons. Gene Ontology annotation, molecular function: arylsulfatase activity.